GAAAAAAAUCAUUAUAAGAAAAAGAAAAGGACGACGGUGCCGGGUGGAGAAGAGGCCGUGGCUCAACCCUCUGGACAAUCCAGGGUUUACAAUCUGCUUUAAACCUCAAAGAUAUUUUCCCUCCUUUACCUUAAACAUCAGGCGAUAAUCCCUUUCCUCCGGCCACUCUGAACCCUAGAAUUUCAAAUUCCCCAACUCAAAUUACCUCAGAAAGUUAAAAAAAACUCAUUACAAUGGCGCUGGUUGAUACGUCGCCGCUUUCCACGGCGGCGACACCUUCCAAAGAUCUUUACCCCAGCGAACAAUUCUUGCAAUACGAAGAAGAGGUGCUUCGGAAUCAGUACAGUUUGAAGCUGUGGUGGCGCUAUCUCAUUGCGUUAACCGACGCUCCGUUCGUGAAGAGGCAAGUUAUUUACGAGCGUGCACUCAAGUACCUGCCGGGGAGCUACAAGAUUUGGUACGCCUAUCUCCGGGAACGUCUCGAACUGGUUAGAAACCUUCCUGUUACUCAUUAUAAGAAUGAAUCUCUCAACAAUACUUUUGAAAGAGCCCUCGUCACUAUGCAUAAGAUGCCUCGAAUUUGGAUUAUGUACCUCGAGUUUUUAACUAAGCAGAAACUUGUUACAGUCACCCGUAGGACUUUCGAUCGAGCGCUCUGUGCGUUGCCUGUUACUCAGCAUGAACGAAUUUGGGGUCCUUAUUUAAAGUUUGUCGGUCAAAAUGGCAUUCCCAUUGAGACUUCACUUAGGGUUUACCGUAGGUACUUGAUGUUUGAUCCCAGUCACGUCGAGGACUUUAUUGAUUUUCUUAAGCAUUCAGAGCGUUGGCAAGAGGCUGCUGAGAGGUUGGCCGGGGUUUUGAACGAUGACAAGUUUUAUUCCAUCAAGGGGAAGACCAAGCAUCAGUUGUGGUUGGAGUUGUGUGAUUUGUUGACUCAACACGCCGCGGAAAUUUCUGGGUUGAAUGUGGAUGCCAUUAUUAGAGGCGGGAUUAGGAAAUUCACUGAUGAGGUUGGGAGGUUGUGGGCAGCUUUGGCUGAAUAUUAUGUCCGGAGGGGAUUGUUCGAGAAGGCUAGGGACAUUUUUGAGGAAGGAAUGACUACUGUGGUGACUGUUCGGGAUUUCAGUGUGAUUUUUGAUGCAUAUUCUCAGUUUGAAGAGACUACACUUUCUACCAUCAUGGAAACUAUGAGUGAGAGUGAAGAUGAGUCUGAAGCUGAGGACGAUGAUGAGAGCGAGGCGAAUGGAGAAGAGGAGGAAGAUCCAUUUAAUGUGGAUAAGUUGAUCAAGAAUCUUAAGACUUUUUGGUUAGCAGAGGAUGUCAUGAUGAAAGAUGUUGAUUUGAGGCUGGCAAGGUUGGACCAUUUGAUGGACAGGAGGCCAGAAUUAGCCAACAGUGUUCUUCUGAGGCAGAACCCGCACAAUGUGGAGCAGUGGCAUAGGAGGGUGAAACUUUUUGAGGGCAAUCCCACGAAACAAAUAUUGACUUACACAGAAGCUGUGAAGACAAUCGACCCUAUGAAAGCUGUAGGAAAGCCACAUACUUUGUGGGUUGCUUUUGCGAUGCUUUAUGAGAGCCACAAUGACAUUAAAAAUGCUCGUGUGAUUUUUGACAAGGCUGUGCAAGUCAACUAUAAGGCUGUGGAUCAUUUGGCUAGUGUUUGGUGUGAAUGGGCAGAGAUGGAGGUGAGACACAAAAAUUUCAAGGGUGCAUUGGACUUGAUGAGGCGUGCUACUGCAGUGCCAUCAGUCGAGGUCAAACGACGAGUGGCAGCUGAUGGCAAUGAACCAGUGCAGAUGAAGAUUCACAAAUCUUUAAAAUUGUGGAGUUUUUAUGUUGACUUGGAGGAAAGCCUGGGGACUCUGGAGUCCACUCGGGAAGUGUAUGAGAGUAUAUUGGAUCUCAAGAUCGCAACACCUCAAAUUAUUAUUAACUAUGCUAUGCUUUUAGAGGAUCAUAAGUACUUUGAGGAUGCUUUCAAAGUCUAUGAAAGAGGGGUGAAGAUUUUCAAAUAUCCACAUGCAAAAGAUAUCUGGGUGACUUACCUUACUAAGUUUGUUGCAAGAUACGGGAGGUCAAAGCUUGAAAGGGCUCGGGAACUAUUUGAGCAUGCAGUUGAAGUGGCUCCUGCAGAGGUUGUCAAGCCAUUAUAUUUGCAAUAUGCCAAGUUGGAAGAAGACUUUGGCUUGGCCAAGCGAGCAAUGAGGGUAUAUGAUCAAGCCACGAAGGCUGUUCCUGCUGCAGAGAAAUUAAGCAUGUAUGAAAUUUACAUCGCUCGCGCUGCUGAGAUUUUUGGUGUUCCAAAAACAAGAGAAAUAUAUGAACAGGCAAUUGAGUCUGGUCUGCCAGACAAGGAUGUAAAGAUAAUGUGCUUGAAGUAUGCUGAACUUGAGAAAAGCUUGGGAGAAAUUGAUCGUGCCCGUGCUUUAUACAAGCACUCAUCUCAGUUUGUGGACCCCAGAUCUGAUCCUGACUUCUGGUUGAAAUGGCAUGAGUUUGAGGUGCAGCAUGGUAAUGAGGACACAUUCCGGGAAAUGCUCCGUGUUAAAAGGAGUGUUUCUGCAAGCUAUAGCCAGACGCAUUUCAUCCUUCCGGAGUAUUUGAUGCAAAAAGAUCAAGUGCAGACACUUGAGGAUGCAAAAGACGCGUUGAAGAAAGCGGGUGUUGCUGAUGAUGAAAUGGCAGCGCUGGAAAGGCAGGUGAUGCCUGCUGCAAGUGAGUCCGUUAGAGAUUCCAAUCGCGUGCUUGGCUUUGUCAGUGCCGGUGUUCAGUCGGCUGGUGAUGGUGCUCAACAGAAUAUGACAACUGAGGAUAUUGAGCUGCCUGAAGAAAGUGAUUCUGAAGAUGAUGAGAAUGUCGAGAUUGCACAAAAGGAUGUUCCAACUGCCGUCUUUGGAGGUCUUGUACGGAAAAGAGAAGAGACUGAUGCUGUUGAUGGUGAUGCUGGUACUGGUGAUGCAGAAGGAGGUUUGGGAGCUCUUGCUAGAAUUAAAAGGAGCCGGGGUGCUUGAUGAUGAUAAAUGGAGAUCACCCAGAAAUUACAGGUUCAACACUUAAACAUCCACUUUGUCGAAGGAGAUUUUUGUAGUGUUGUGCAUGUAUCACAGGUUCCAGUACCUAACCCUGCAUGGACUUGUUAAAUUAGUUUUACUUCCUUCAUGAGAUGCAGGUUGUUUGGACCCGAAAAAGGAAGGGGAGCAUAGGGGAAAAGUGUUCUGAACCUCGGUUCCAUAUUAACUGAUACUGAAUACUGUAUGUUGUGUGGUUUUCCGCUCAUUUCUCCUUUUUGAGACGGAAGAUUGGGUUUAAUGUUGAACAUGUAGUUAUCCUUUUCAAGCCUUAGUGAUAAAUAUUGAGUUGUAUAUCCAAUGGAUGAGGAUUUAGGAAUUUGAUUCUCAAAAGUUUUUGCCUUUGACUUUUAGGGAAACAAUAGAUUACUAUGGUUCAUUCCUUAGUCCAUAUAUAGACAACGUUUCCCGCACCCCUCUUUCCCUUUUAGGCCCCUUUUAUAGAGUACUUGUGCCGUUACCUAUUCAUGUCCAUCAAUCCUUAUUGAUUAAUCAAAGUGAGACUUUUUGAGUUGUUGUUACAAGUUAAUAUCUCGAUUAUGAAUGGCUUUUGCUGCAUAUAAUUUCUCCACACUUAUGUUUCGGCUUCUUUUGGUUGUUGCAUGCAAGGGAUAAUUAUUAAUUGGAUCUGUCCUCUUGUUUGCUUGCAUUGGAAACUAGAUGAGAUACUUUGAUUAUUUUCUUAUAUUUUUAAGUCUUUUAUUAUUGAACUGGUUCUGCUUUGGUGAAUCUAUAAACUCCUGCCCGUACAACAAAUCAGAUGUGUUCAUACCUCUGGCAGAUUCAUCCUUCGUUACUCUCAUUUUUGUGUGAAGUCAGGAUUCGGCAGGGAAAUUUGAGUUAAUCAUCUUAGUAGCAAUAUCCACUGUUAUCUUCUUUAGUAACUUGAAGUUGACUUUGAAUUCCUCUUGCAGAAAGAAAGAUCUACAUCUAAGCAUUACCUAUUUUCUAUCUUGAUUUGGUUCUAUGGACAUUUAUAAACUGGUAGGUGAUUGCAUCAUCACCUAAAUCUAGGAUGUUUGUGAGGAUAUUUGUGAAUUUCAAUAAGGUUAAGAUUAAGAACUAAGAAAAGAGGAUAGAGUAGUUCUAUGAAAUUCCAGUUCAUCUUCUUCGAAGAAAUGUCUUGCCCUGAGCAUCCUCAUGAACAAUUCUCAUUACUUCUUUAGGAGGAGUGUGCUGCCAAAUUUGAGGGGUUUUUAGAUGAUAUCCCAUCUGUGCCAACUUGUCAGCAGCUCUAUUCCCUUCUCUAUAAAUAUGUGUUAUUAGGCAGUUAUGAAGUUCUGGAAUGAUUUGAUUUAUACUGCCAACAUAUUUUUGCACUUCUACGCACUUAACUCUUCUCUUUUGUGCAAUAAUUUGGACUAACGAUUUGGAAUCUCCUUCGAUCCAUACAUCUCUCCAACCGUGUUCCACAACAAGCUCCAGCCCUCUUUUAAGAGCAACCAAUUCUGCAAUGGUGCUGUUUGUUCGGCCGAUGAUGGAUUCUGCAUAGCCGAGCAAGAACUCAGCCUCAUGGUCCCUGAGAACGCCUCCAAUGCUUCCCCUUCCUGUCUUACACUUGCAGGAGCCAUCAAAGUUUAACUUUGUCCAGCCUUUCUCUGGUUUUGCCCAUGUCACUGGAAUUGGUUCCUUGUGCCAGUCUCUGACCAAAAGUCGAACUGGCUUCUGCAUUUGUCUGGCAAAUGCAAAGGUUUUUGGGAAAACGAGCAUCAUCUUCUCAAUUCUGUAUCUAUUCCGAAGCUUGCUUACAAUGGAAUGCGUUAAAAAUUUGGGAAGCUAGAGGGUCUUUUGAGACUAACUUUUACAAAUCAUCUGGAAAGAAAUGCAAGAAAAGUAGAUGUUUGUACUGCUAACAUUGACGGCUUAAUAUCCUUAAAUGACAAAAACUAGAAUGGUUGUCCCAAGCAACAUAGUAAGCAUUUCCGUAGGAAUUUGGGAAGACCCUUAACAUUGGAGAUGCCUUUACGCUUUCUCCCAAAGGAAAUUUGGAAUCUGGAAUUCAAGCAAUCGGCCAAGGAAGGAAUGAAUUUUAAGCAAAAAAGAAAUAAAUUGGAAAAAAAAAACUGUAAAUGUAAGUAUAAAUAUUGAAGUUCAGAUUGUAGGAAAUUAUGGUAUGAAGGAUGUUAGUGGAUAAAUUUGAAGGGAGGAAGACCAUUGACCCCUAACCACCAAGACUGAUGGUUUUUAUUAGCUACUAGUAUAAUUUCAUUAUCUGAAAUAAGGUAUCCUGUUUUGUGCCACAAAUACUAAAAAUUACAGCACUGGUAAAAUAUAUAUCUCCCCGAGAGAAUUAUUUGUAUGUUGACUUUGUUGGACCUCUCAUUUUCUUACAGUAUCAUUUGGU
Oldenlandia corymbosa var. corymbosa is the source of this 5412-nucleotide messenger RNA. The record is from the annotation of a GenBank genome assembly. Lineage: Eukaryota; Viridiplantae; Streptophyta; Magnoliopsida; Gentianales; Rubiaceae.